GGAUCGGCGUGGUGGGCGUGUCCAGGCGGGAGGCGGGGCCUGGCCCGGCUAGAGAGUCGGUGCAGAUCCGGCGCGGAAGAGGGUCGCUGAGCGCGCGGCGGCGCGGACCCGUGGGCUCCCCGGCUUCCGUCCGAGUCGGGCGGGACCCGCGGCGCUCGGUUCCCGGCUCCCCGCGUCGCGCGGAGUCUGCGCGAUGGGCGACCCGGCGGGGCCGGAAGCGGGCUUGCCCGGGCAGGACGAGAGAUUUUCUCAAGACAACACCGAAAAUGCGGUGAAUUCUAACGAAGAGCCGCUCCUCAGAAAGAGCUCCCGCCGGUUCGUCAUCUUCCCCAUCCAGUACCCUGAUAUCUGGAAGAUGUACAAGCAGGCGCAGGCGUCCUUCUGGACGGCAGAGGAGGUUGACCUAUCAAAGGAUCUGCCUCACUGGAACAAGCUGAAACCAGACGAGAAGUAUUUUAUUUCUCACAUCUUAGCCUUUUUUGCAGCCAGUGAUGGCAUUGUGAAUGAAAACUUGGUGGAACGCUUCAGCCAGGAGGUGCAGGUCCCUGAGGCCCGCUGCUUCUACGGCUUCCAGAUCCUCAUCGAGAACGUUCACUCGGAGAUGUACAGCUUGCUCAUAGACGCCUACGUCAGAGACCCUGAGCAAAAGGAAUUUUUAUUUAAUGCAAUUGAAACAAUGCCAUAUGUUAAGAAAAAAGCAGACUGGGCCCUGCGGUGGAUAGCAGACAGAAAGUCCACUUUCGGGGAGAGAGUGGUGGCCUUCGCGGCUGUGGAGGGUGUGUUCUUCUCGGGGGCCUUCGCGGCCAUCUUCUGGCUGAAGAAGAGAGGCCUCAUGCCGGGCCUCACCUUCUCCAACGAGCUCAUCAGCAGGGACGAGGGACUUCACUGUGACUUUGCCUGCCUGAUGUUUCAGUACUUAGUGAAUAAGCCUUCUUCGGACAGGGUCAGGGAGAUCAUUGUGGACGCCGUCAGAAUCGAGCAGGAGUUUUUGACGGAAGCCCUGCCGGUCGGUCUCAUCGGGAUGAACUGUGCUCUGAUGAAGCAGUAUAUCGAGUUCGUGGCGGACAGAUUACUUGUGGAGCUUGGGUUCGCAAAGGUUUUUCAGGCAGAAAAUCCCUUCGAUUUUAUGGAAAACAUUUCUUUAGAAGGGAAAACAAAUUUCUUUGAGAAACGAGUUUCAGAGUAUCAGCGUUUUGCAGUUAUGGCAGAAACCACAGAUAAUGUCUUCACUUUGGAUGCAGAUUUUUAAAUUUUGCCUUUGGAAACCUUAUAAACCUGUCAUUGGUAAACAACAGUCUAUUUUUCUCUGCUUAAAAAAAAACUUGAAAUAUUUCCUUCAAGGGAAUGGAAGUUUGAUCGAGAAAGGAAAUCUACAACCAAAUUCUUUUUUUGUUUUGUUUUGUUUUCUUUGGUACUGGGAAUUGAACUCAGGACCUUGCACCUGCCAGGCAGGUGCUUGUGCUGCUGAGCUGUAUCCCCGGCCUUCUACAAGCAAAUUCUAAUAAUCAAGAUGGAUUUACACAAAUAUACUCUAAUUUUCCUGUACAAGGGUGUGACCUAAACACUUUUUUUUUUUGGCCCUAGAAUGUGGGAUGGCAGUAAUUAAGACCAUGGGGUUGAAAGGUCAGAUAGGAGUUGGAGGUUCUGGCCUUCCUCCUUUGUGUAACUCCUGACAAGUCAGUUCAUGUGCGUAAACGUCACUGUACCUACCUUUGAGAUGGGUUGAGCGCUGAGCCCUACGUUCAUGGAGUGAUAGGGGAUUAAUGUGCAAAAGUAAGUGCUUUGCCGGGACCGCCGCCACCUCGACUCCUCCUGCUACUCAUUACUGAUAGAAUUAGCGAGACCCCUUCCUAUCUGGGGGAAGAAUACGAGGAUCUCCUUAGACGGAUCGCAGUUCUCGUCAGUGUGAGAAUGACAUCUUUGAAUCCUCAGUACGUCGAAAGGAAGUUGCACUCUUGUUGCUUUGGGAGGGAUAUUUAAGGAAUGGAAUCCAGGGGUCUUCAUGGUAGUGGACUCUGAGCAAGGUGAUUGCGCUCCUUUCCGAAUGCAAAGGAAACUCUUGGCAGAGUUUGCCCUGGAAUGCUUAGCCCAGCAUGAACUGGCUACGUUAGCAUUUCCCACGGAUCUUCUCCGAGCUCUCAGUCCCUCUGGAUUUUCUGUGAGAGAAAAGGGGCAUGGUGGCCCGGUGAGUGUGAGCACCUCGUACGGUCCACCCUCCUGAGAAUGCACAGCUGGGGCCUCAGAGCCUGACUGCAGGACAGGAACUCCUCGCUCCUUUGGCAUCUUCCAGACGCACACAAGGAUCGCAACAUCUCGUGCUGCUGUGCGCCUCGGAACGUAGACGGCAAGAAGCUGGCCUGAGGCUGUUUAUCUGUACAGGAGGUGGACUGAGACCGGGAACGCGGGGUGAGGACUAUGGAGCCAUUUCCAGUUUGCGCGGCGCCGAGGGAGGCACUGAGGCCCGCUGUUUGCCUUUUGCUGUCCGAGAAAGCACCCUGUGGUGGCGCAGAUGUCCAUCUCGUGUGCGCGGGCCGAGCUGCGGCCGGAGCAGGAGUCCGGCCGCCUGCCCUCUUCACCCUAGGAAGGGCCAGAGGGGGCCGCAGCCCCAUCAGUCAGGGUUCCUGGCCGCAGCAAGCUGUAUUUUACACAAUUCGGGGCUAAAAUCUAGAGAUUUUCUCUCUGGGUAAGUUCGUUCCACUCAUCCUCCAGCUUCCUACUUUAUCUGAUUUUUUUGUUUUGUUUUGUUUUGUACUGGGAAUCCAACUCGGGACCUUGCGCUUGCCUGGCAAGCCUUUGUGCUGCUGCAGCUUCCUGAUUUAUCCAGACUGGGAGUUCUCAAAUGUGAAGGGAGCAGGUCAUCUAUGUAUUGUUAGUGCAGCUUACACAAAUGAAAUGACUUGGCCAAGGUUUCAGGUACUGCCCCUGUGGUAUAAUUGAUUUUUUUUAGAGUUUGUCACAUCUCUUUAGUUUUUGCCAUCCAUUUUCAUUUGAUUUUGCCCAUUUCCCCUGUUAAUCCAAGUUAUCACAGAAUUAAUGUGUAUGAUACUUUAAUUAGCGUCUCAGAAUAUCCUAGGGAAACAUUUGAACCGUAGUCAGGUAGUAUGUUUAAAGAUACUACCUACUGCCAUGCAAAAACAGUCCUUGAACCGACCUCCGUGACGUCGGAAGGGAAGACCUGAAGGCUAAUAGAGCCUCUUCCCUUGGUUUGAGCCCGUCUUUCUCAGAGGUAACAACAGAUGCCUUAAGGUAAAGCUUAUUUAUAGUAGCAAUAAACAUAACUGUACUGGAGGGAGACGUCUUAAUACUGAAGCACUGGGUUUUUAACACACGGGUUUAUUUUAUUCAGUAUUGUGCCUCCAUGUUGCACUUUUAUUUCUUAUGUUUGGUACUUUGAGUUUUAGAUCUUAAAGUAGCAAGAAGUUAUAAAAUCUCUUUUUAAUAUAUCUUACAGGUAAAGAAAAAAUUAAGUGUAUGUUUAUAACUUUCUUUUUAUACCACAUAAAUAUUUAAAUCAUUGCUGUGGCAGUCAAGUGCAUUAUUUAGGAAUGUAGAACCUUGUAGUUCUGUGACAGACAGCACGUAUUUCAAAGGCUUUAUUGCAACAUGAAGAGCACAGCCCAGAAGGAGCCGGGAAGGCAGUGUGGACGACCCAGUGUUCUGCUGUCCAGUUAGACAUGGCAACUAGCAGUUAUUCUUACCGUGUAAGUUGACCCAGCCAUGUUUUGCUGAGUGAAAGUUUUUUCAGUUGUCUCAUUUUGGAAUAUCCAGAUUAUUCUGUUUCUUUGAUCACUUUAUUUUUCAUUUGUGUACGGAAAAAAAUGAUUGCUAAAAAUAUAGAUGUGUAUUUAAAAAAUAAUUUAACUUGCGGAAUUUUUCAUUUUAUGUUUAGCUGUGUUAACAUCACAAGGAUUUGCCGCAUCUUGACUGGCUCAAGGGCUAGCUGUUGUGGAAGGUUCUCAGUGAUGACAGAGCUGCUGAUGGCUGCGGGACAGCAGGUCCCUCCAGGGAGCGGAGCCUGUGGCCUGGUGGCUGACUCAGUAGCUCUGUCUUUCUCAUCCUCCCCUCUAAUGCUCUGCCCCUUCGCGAGGGUGAGCCAGUGUCCUUGAGGACUUGAGAAAGGAUUUAAUCCUUUCAGUCUGGGGCUUCAUUCUCCAAAGUAUAUGAACAGGGUGGAUGUGCCUAUAAUUCUAGUUAUUCUGAAGGCUGAGGCAGGAGGGUUGCAAAUUUGGAGUAAUCCUGGGCAACUCAGUGAGACCCUGUCUCAGAACAUAAAAAGGGUCUUAUGAUGGAGCUCAGGGAUGAGCGCUUGUCUCACAAGCAGAAGGCCCUGGGUGUGAUUCCUUGUACAGGAAGUAUAUAAAACUGGAAGACUAGCGUUAUUCUUUUGUACAGUUAAGUAAAUUCACAGUAUUCUUACCUUAUGUGUUUAAUUCUGUUUUACAGAAUGGCUUUGAUUUUUCCAAAUGUCUGGUUAUUAAGCAAGAUUAUUUAAUGUCUGUUGUGUAUAUAGAAAGCUUUGAUAGAUGUGGUAUACUUAAAUUAUUUUUUUUGCUAAAAUACAUAAACCAAUUCUGCAUGUACCCAAUUCAUAUUUUUUUAGAGAAAGUUGUGAGUUGUUACGUGUUGGUUUAGUGGGUUGAAAUAAACUGACAGACACACCACUUUGUGUUUUUUUGAA
Molecule: messenger RNA, 4678 nt
Organism: Chinchilla lanigera (long-tailed chinchilla)
Lineage: Eukaryota; Metazoa; Chordata; Mammalia; Rodentia; Chinchillidae
Gene: Rrm2b
Product: ribonucleotide reductase M2 B (TP53 inducible)
Exons: 10
Coding region: 194-1249 (351 amino acids)
Biological process (GO): deoxyribonucleotide biosynthetic process
Cellular component (GO): cytosol
Molecular function (GO): ribonucleoside-diphosphate reductase activity, thioredoxin disulfide as acceptor
Source: RefSeq, a predicted model, not a curated record